AUGCUGGUUAUCGGCGUUAUGGUCGUCGAUGUUCCAGAAAGAUCACAGCAGGGAUGCCUAAAACUUCCAUGUGUGGGGGAAUCCUCGAAGGAAUCUAAAUCUUCUCGUAUCGUGCUUACACUUAAGUCAUACUUUAAUGGAAAAAGUGAGGUUUCAUUUACGGAAGGAGAGCGCAUUAACGUAGGUCUACAUCGACUAAAAGGAGAUGAUUAUAUCACUGGAAUAUAUUCAGCAGCAAGAGGUAUGAAUUUUCCAGUGUAUAAAGUUCCUCCCUACAAUGAAAUAUUCAGGAUGGUUGAUGGCGUACCAAGCCCAAUGACUCUUGACGAACAUCAGUCUCCCAUAGCCCUUCCUUUUGACCUCGCGCCUUUUAAAACUCUUAAAGCCAGAGUUACACUGCCACAACCACAGCAUUCGCAGCAUCCGCAGCCUCCUAUGCAAGCGAUGCCCAACCACCCGCCGCCUUCGCAGUCUCCUAUGUCAGGGAAUCCCAACCUAAUGUCGCAUCCACCGCCUCGUAUGUCAGGGAAUCCCAACCUAAUGUCGCAACCACCGCCUCGUAUGUCAGGGAAUCCCAACCUAAUGUCGCAUCCGCCGCCUCAUAUGUCAGGGAAUCCCAACCCACUGUCGCAAUCACAGUCUGGUAUGCCAGGGAAUCCCCACCUAAUGGGGCGUCCGCAGCCUGGUAUGCCAGGGAAUCCCCACCAAAUGGGGCGUCCGCAGCCUGAUAUGCCAGUGAAUCCCAACCUAAUGGGGCGUCCGCCGCAUUUCAUACCAGGGAGUCCCGACUCAAUGUCUUCGGACGGUUCUAUACUAGAGAGUCCCGACCUACAUCCGCAGAUGGGCUACCACCCUGGGAUGGGGGGGAAUGCACCAAAUCCGCAUGCAUACAACUACCCUCCUCAAGCAAAUAAUAAUUUCCACUAUGGUCAAGGUGACGAGUCGUGGAUCUUUGAGUAUGAUCCCGAGACAAAGAGGCAGUCUUCCGAAUGA
Messenger RNA from Belonocnema kinseyi, 993 nucleotides. RefSeq names its product proline-rich protein 2-like. The transcript is spliced from 3 exons. Bases 1 to 993 code for a protein of 330 amino acids. Lineage: Eukaryota; Metazoa; Arthropoda; Insecta; Hymenoptera; Cynipidae. The record is from RefSeq and is a predicted model, not a curated record.